AUGGUCCUGAUCGCUCUGGCCGUGGCCGUCCCGUUACUUCUGCUCCGCGCGCCGGACACCUCUGCGUACCACUACGAGAUGAUGGGCACCUGUCGGAUGGUGUGCGACCCGUACACUCCCAAACCUGGCGCCACAACCAUGGAGGUGAUCCAAAACGGUGUCGCUCCGCAGCCCCCCAUGGCGCAGGGGAGCCGAGGGGAGCCGGGCAGAACGGGGAAAACGGGAGUGAGGGGCACACCGGGAGCACCAGGACCCCCGGGUCCGAGGGGCCCCCCAGGGGAGAGAGGAGUCGGGAAAGUCGCCGCGGUGACCGGAGCUGCCGGUUCUGAUAACGCAGAGUUGGAAAGUGUGAACUCCACGUCCAGCGGAUUCAAGAUCGCUUUCUACGUGGGUCUGAAGAACCCACACGAGGGCUACGAGGUGUUAAAGUUUGACGACGUGAUUACAAACUUGGGGAACCGGUACGACGCGAGCACCGGGAAGUUCACCUGCCAUGUGUCCGGGAUCUAUUUCUUCACCUACCAUGUGCUGAUGCGCGGAGGAGACGGGACCAGCAUGUGGGCCGACCUGUGCAAAAACGGACAGGUCAGAGCCAGCGCCAUCGCUCAGGACGCAGACCAGAACUACGACUACGCCAGCAACAGCGCCGUGCUGCACCUGGACUCUGGAGACGAGAUCUACGUCAAGCUGGACGGAGGCAAAGCUCACGGGGGGAACAACAACAAGUACAGCACCUUCUCCGGCUUCAUCUUAUACCCCGACUAAACACCGGCGGCACAGUAUGGACACUGAGAACUGUUUUCAUUAAAGUAUAUGGUCCAAUGUGUUUCUCUACAUGGGAUUAUCUGUACGUUCUGUUCUGAGACCUUUUGUACAUGUGUUUCAUUUAAGUUCAGCUGUCGUCAGAGUUUGUAUCAGACCUAAAGUGACCGCAUACUAGCUCUGAGCGGAGAAGCCAUCAGAAGUUCCUUUGACACAUUUCAACAACGCUUAAGGGAACAGGCCACAACAGCUGCUCACUCGGUGUAUUAAUGGUGUCUACUAUUUCAGGCUCAGACGGCAAAAUAAAUCAAUUGAAAUGUAGGGAAAAAUCAUUUUGACAGCAUUUAUUCAAAGAGUGGAGUCAAGGCCGGGU
Molecule: messenger RNA, 1135 nt
Organism: Trematomus bernacchii (emerald rockcod)
Lineage: Eukaryota; Metazoa; Chordata; Actinopteri; Perciformes; Nototheniidae
Gene: c1ql2
Product: complement component 1, q subcomponent-like 2
Exons: 2
Coding region: 1-765 (254 amino acids)
Molecular function (GO): protein binding
Source: RefSeq, a predicted model, not a curated record